AAACCUAGGUUAGCAUGUGUCCGGAAUCCACGUUGACAGCUAGCCGACCGAUCGAAGUCGGCCGCUUUGAGCUUCAACUGAGAAAACACUGACACAAAGCAACGAGGGCAGCAAGCAUGUCGGUCGACGGUGUGUUUCGGACCCGCUCGCUCGGCGUGGCCGCCGAAGGGCUUCCCGAUCAGUAUGCAGAUGGCAAAGCAGCGAAAGUCUGGCAGCACUACAUCGGCAACACGCAAAGCAGGACGCAGGAGUACAAAAGCUGGGUGGUGGCACUGCUCAGAAAACACGGCGUCCGGAGAGUGCUGGAUGUUGCCUGCGGAACGGGAGUGGACUCCAUUAUGUUGGUGGAGGAGGGCUUCAAUAUGGUGAGUGUGGAUGCCAGUGACAAAAUGCUCAAGUAUGCGCUGAAGGCCAGAUGGGAGAGAAGAAAAGAAGCAGCGUUUGACCAAUGGGUGAUCGAAGAAGCCAACUGGUUGACGCUCCCGCAAGACGUCCAGAACCCAGGAAGAAAUGGUUUCGACGCGGUUAUAUGCCUUGGCAACUCCUUCGCCCACUUACCGGAUUUUAAAGGGGACCAAAGUGACCAAAAGUUGGCUCUUCAGAACAUCGCAAGCAUGGUCAAACCAGGCGGAAUCCUCAUCAUUGACCACCGCAACUAUGACUACAUCCUGGAGACUGGGCGAGCACCGCAAGGCAAAAAUGUUUACUAUAAGAGCGAUCUCACUCAGGACAUUUCAACUUCUGUGCUGUGGGUGAAUAAUAAGCCCCACAUGAUCACUCUGGACUACACCAUCCAAGUUCCACAGGCCAGCCCUCAGGAGCUGCCCGAGGUCAGUAAAUUCCGUCUCUCCUACUACCCUCACCGCCUGGAGAACUUCAAAGCGCUGCUGCAAGAAGCUUUCAACGGCAAACUGGAGCACAACGUCUACGGAGACUUCAUGGCGUACGUCCCGGGUCAAAGUCAGGCGCCGUGCUACUUCAUCCAUGUUUGCAAGAAGACUGCAUAGGCAACUCAAAUGUGAAUCCACGUUGAUCCACCCAAUCAUGUUCAAUCUGAAAUUUCAAUUGCCACCAAUUUGAUCUGACUUUCUGACAAGCUUCAUAAGGAACCCUUACCAUCCAAAAAGAUCUUGCGGGUCAUGUCAAUCUUAUGCUAAUGUUUCAGGGGUGAUUUCUUUCUUCUUUUAACACGUUGGUCUUCAAACACAGAUAAUGGGCAAAAAAGCAUUUCAACUUUGCAUUUGGAGUUGCAAUCUUGCACAGUUGUUUUGGCGUCAGAUCAACAAGAAAAACUUUGGAGAGCCUUCAAUUUGAUAACAAACAAGAAAAUAGAGCCGCUUGUGAUGGAUGUGCCUGCUGCCUCCUCGAUCCAUAUGAGCCGUAAAAACAUGCUGACAACCAACCAUUUUUCCACUUUGUCUUUUCCUUGAUUGCCACUUUGCACAUUCAUUGAAACGCGUUGACAUUCUUUUGCUUUUUUGCUUAUGUGGGUGCAAAAUGAAAGGGCCCCCUGCCGUUUGUCUCGCAACGGGUGGCUAAAUCGGUGUACGUACGUCUUGAAAUGCAUUGGAUUAAGUCAGUGCUUCUCAAUUAUUUUCUGUUACGCCCCCCCCCUAGCAAGAAGGGGGCCCCUUGGGGGGCGCGCCCCACUAUUUGAGAAGCACUGGCCUAGGUGACUGAUUCACAAUUUGGUUUUGUCUGAUAUCAGAGAUUAAAUAAAGAAAACCAACUGGCUGA
Messenger RNA from Syngnathus typhle (broad-nosed pipefish), 1737 nucleotides. It is a transcript of the gene gnmt, whose product is annotated as glycine N-methyltransferase. Gene Ontology annotation, biological process: S-adenosylmethionine metabolic process; protein homotetramerization; one-carbon metabolic process. The transcript has 6 exons. Bases 117 to 1007 code for a protein of 296 amino acids. NCBI's taxonomy places the organism in Eukaryota, Metazoa, Chordata, Actinopteri, Syngnathiformes, Syngnathidae. Gene Ontology annotation, cellular component: cytosol. Gene Ontology annotation, molecular function: glycine N-methyltransferase activity; glycine binding; S-adenosyl-L-methionine binding. The record is from RefSeq and is a predicted model, not a curated record.